Messenger RNA from Zychaea mexicana, 1181 nucleotides. RefSeq names its product PRP38 family-domain-containing protein. Gene Ontology annotation, cellular component: precatalytic spliceosome. The transcript has 7 exons. The coding region runs from base 81 to 1031 and encodes 316 amino acids. The record is from RefSeq and is a predicted model, not a curated record. Lineage: Eukaryota; Fungi; Mucoromycota; Mucoromycetes; Mucorales; Lichtheimiaceae.
UCUGUCUCUUCCCCCCUUUACCACUUUGUAAAAAGGACACGUCACAACCACACGAUUACUUUGAGGGAAAAAGGAAAAAAAUGAGCAAAAAAGCUGCAAACAAGUUGGAGACAUGGGGUAAUGAAACCACCAUGAACUUGAAUGCCAUUCUUUACCAAAACAUCUUGGCGUCUCCUUACUUUAAAUCGCUCUAUGAAAAGAAAACAUUCCACGAAAUCGUGGAUGAAAUUUAUAACGAAGUAUACAAUUUGUCUCCUUUCAUUAAGGGAACUGCGCCAUCCACUGCUUUUUGCUGUUUGUACAAGUUUUGGACGUUGCGCUUGACUGUUAAACAGAUCGAAAACUUGAUCGAUCAUCCAGACUCACCAUACAUACGUGCUGUUGGAUUUCUCUAUUUACGCUAUGUAUGUGCACCUGCUCAAUAUUGGGAUUGGUUCCAAUAUUAUCUUGACGAUGAUACAGAGAUUGACAUGUCCGGCGGUCCUCGGCCCCAGAAAUCAACCAUUGGUAAAUUGUGUCGGAUGCUACUCACUGAGCAAAAGUUCCAAGGAACCAUGUUACCCCGCAUACCCGUUCCUAUUGCCAGAGAUCUGACCAAGAAGUUGGGUGAAUAUGAUCAAGAAGCACGACAUCAUCGCAACGACAGAUACAAUGACGAUGCAGAGGAAGAGGAGGAUGAUAGACGCUCGUAUCGUCACCGCGAUCGAUCGCGUAGUCCAAGGGAUCGACGUGACUUUGAUGACGACCGACGAAGACGACGGGGACGGGACAGAAGUCGCGAUGAUGGUGAUGAUGAUCGCUACAGAAGUCGUGGUAAUAGUAGAUACCGCAGUCGUUCCCGGGACAGGAAGCGAUCAUCAAGAUACGACGAUGAUGACGAUGAUCACUAUCGACGUCGACGACGAAGCGUCAGCCCACGUAACAGCAGUAGUAGAUAUGAUGAUCGGGACCAAAGACGCUCACAUUCUCGGUCUCGGUAUUCAAAGAGAAGCCGAUCUAGAUCCUAUUCUCGCGAUCGUGGACGCUAUUAGUUAUGCGUCUUGUUCAAUUAUCAUCAUUUAUGGUAGUGGUUUGAUUCUACCUUACCCGGAAAAAGAAGACGAACCAACCAUGAAGUUAAAAAGAAACACCUUCCCCACCCCCUUCUUCCGUUAUUUUUUCAUGCAUAGUUCAUUAAAAAU